GUUUGCAGUCGUUGUGCGCAUUUCGUCGAACAGGUCGGCGAUGGACCACGGCGGUCAGGUCUCUCCCGUGCCGGCGACGGCGACGGCGCCGCGGAAGGUCAGGAGAGAACACAUGAGGCUGGGGGUGUACCACGACGUGCUGCAGCGGCUCAGGGACGCCGGCGCGCCCGAGGCCCUCGCGCCGGACUUCGCCGAGAAGCUCUGGACGCACUUCCACCGCUUCAACGCCAGUUAUGCCAUGGAUGUCAAUGUUGAGAGGGCAGAAGACGUUCUGAUGCACAUGAAGCUGCUUGAGAAGGCUAUCCAUCCUGAAAAUCAGCCUGCCUUCUCAGUGAGAAUUGUUCAGGUUCCUCUAGAUAUUGAUGCGAGUGAAGCCGAUUCACAGUCAAACAUCACUGAAGAUGACAACUGUCCUACGCCAAGAACACCAGCUGAACACCCUGCACCUAUUUUUGGCUCUACCACAGCCCUUAAGGCUCUUGUUCGUCAAGCAAGCAGCAAGAACCUCCUGGAUGACAACCAAGACAUAGAUGCUAUUCUCAGACCCAUGCAUGAGAUCACCUUUGCAUCUGAUGACAAACCAAAGGGCCUUACUCAACUGUCUUCACUUCUAGGCAAUCUCAAUCUUGAUAUCAAAGAAGUACAUGCACUUUCAACAAAUGAUGGUUACUUCUUAGAUAUUUUCAUCGUAAUCGGAUGGGAUCACAAGGAAACCCAACUUCUCGAAGAAGCGUUGGAGAAGGAAAUUCACAAUUACGAACCACAGAUGCCCUCAAAAUCUUCUUGCUGGCCUCCUGAAUUAGCAGGCAAGCAGUCUUUGAUUAACUCGCAAGUCAACCAUGUUCAGAUACCUAAAGAUAACACAGAUGAAUGGGAAAUUAACUUCGACGUAUUGGAUAUUCAAGAGAAAGUGGCAUCUGGAACGUAUGGUGAUCUCUAUCGCGGUACAUAUUUUGGUGAAGAUGUCGCAAUUAAGGUGCUCAAGUCAGAUCGUCUUAAUGAGAACAUGCAGGAGGAAUUUAACGAAGAAGUAUUCAUCAUGAGGAAGAUUCGUCAUAAGAACAUUGUUCGAUUUCUUGGGGCAUGCACCAAAUCCCCAACCUUAUGUAUUGUCACAGAGUUUAUGAAAAAUGGAAGUGUUUACGACUACCUUCAUAAGCGUAAAGGUUCCUUCAAACUUCCCAGUCUGCUUAAAGCUGCAGUUGAUAUAUCAAAAGGGAUGAACUAUUUACACCAAAAUAAAAUUAUUCAUCGAGACUUGAAGACAGCAAACCUUCUUAUGGAUGAGCACGAGCUUAUCAAGGUUGCUGAUUUUGGUGUUGCACGUGUAAAAGCUGAAUCAGGGAUUAUGACUGCCGAAACUGGUACAUAUCGUUGGAUGGCUCCUGAGGUUAUUGAGCAUAAGCCAUAUGAUUCAAAGGCUGAUGUCUUUAGCUUUGGUGUUGUUUUGUGGGAGCUACUUACGGGAAAGAUUCCUCACGAGUUUCUAACACCACUCCAAGCAGCCAUAGGUGUUGUUCAAGAGGGUUUAAGACCAGUUAUUCCCAAGGCCACAGAUCCUAAACUCGCGCUGUUACUUGAGAGUUGCUGGCAGCAAAAUGCUGUCAACAGACCAGACUUUGUACAAAUUUUGCAAAAGCUUGAUGAAAUUGCUGGGGAGCAUGGCAUUGAUCUUACCCAUCCCCAUAAAGAGAAGGAGAAAGGAGGCUUCUUUACUUUUGGGAAGGUCCAUUGAUGAAAUUCUUGUAUCAUAUCUAAAGUUGCACAUUGUUUUUCUGCAGCUACUUUCUCGAUAGAUUUCUCUGAAAGAUACUGUGUAUUCAGGGGUUUAUUAUUGUACAGUGUGGUAGCUGACUGGCAGAUCACUUAGCCGCCAUUUGUCUUUUCCACCAAAUGUAAAGCAAGUACCCGUGUAAUUUUCAAUUGCUGUAUAGUGUAUACUACGGAAAGCAGAAAAUAUUAGUGAAAUUGCAGUAUACUACUUAUUUUGAACCUUA
Messenger RNA from Oryza sativa Japonica Group (Japanese rice), 1997 nucleotides. Lineage: Eukaryota; Viridiplantae; Streptophyta; Magnoliopsida; Poales; Poaceae. The record is from RefSeq and is a predicted model, not a curated record.